CUCAACAAAAAAGGAUACUCUACUAAAUAGAAGAAGUAGCAAAAUCUACAUCUGAAAUACUUGGAAACAAGAUGUUGAUAAGAUCAUUAUUUAUAGCUUCAAUGGCAAUGUUAAUUACCGUUGCUCAAUGGGAAGUGAUUGGUGUAUCCGCAAUUGACCCGAUUGCAGCCACAGGAAAAGAAGCAAUGAUUGAGUUGUACAUGCAUGACCUUCAAGGAGGAAGCAGCCCAACAGCUAGGCCGGUUACCGGCUUGCUGGGCAACAUUUACAGCGGGCAAGUGCCUUUUGCGAUGCCAAUAGGAUUCAACAUCCCGCAAGGUCAGACUGCUGUCCCCAAUGCCAAUGGUGCUCUUCCAACUGUCAACGGAGUAUUCGGGAUCCCACUUGGAACCGGCUUGGCUGGUACGAGCUUUGCAGGAGACUCAAGCAACAAUAACAACCAGAAUAAUGCUCAGUUGCAGUUAGGACCUGAUGGUUUGGGACUUGGUUUCGGCACAAUCACUGUAAUUGAUGAUGUUUUAACGGCUCAACCAGAGCUGGGGUCACAAAUAGUUGGGAAAGCUAAAGGAGUGUACGUGGCGAGUUUGGCAGAUGGGAGUAGACAAAUGAUGACAUUUACUGCCUUGUUCGAAGGAGGGGAGUAUGGAGACAGCCUUAACUUCUAUGGCCUGUACAAGAUAGGGAGCGCCAUGUCGCAGUUAUCAGUGAUCGGGGGCACAGGGAAGUUCAAGAACGCAAGCGGUUUUGCAGAGCUCAGAGCUCUUAUCCCCCCAGGACAGGUUUCCACUGAUGGAGCAGAGACAUUGCUAAGGAUCACUGUCCAUUUGAACUACUAAAACUAUGAUGUCAAGAAUAUAAGAACAACUGGGUGCUGUUUGAUUGUAGAUGACUGUAAGAUUGGUCUUGUAUUUUGUCAGUUUGUUGCAGAAUGUAUCAGAAAUCUUCAUUGUAACCCUAAGAACCAUAUGGUGAUUUGUUUUCUUUUCUUC
This is a messenger RNA of Arachis duranensis, 989 nucleotides long. RefSeq names its product dirigent protein 16-like. The record is from RefSeq and is a predicted model, not a curated record. The coding region runs from base 72 to 836 and encodes 254 amino acids. Lineage: Eukaryota; Viridiplantae; Streptophyta; Magnoliopsida; Fabales; Fabaceae. The transcript has a single exon.